Molecule: messenger RNA, 3714 nt
Organism: Candida tropicalis MYA-3404
Lineage: Eukaryota; Fungi; Ascomycota; Pichiomycetes; Serinales; Debaryomycetaceae
Gene: FHL1
Product: Fhl1p
Exons: 1
Coding region: 1-3714 (1237 amino acids)
Biological process (GO): nucleotide biosynthetic process; nucleoside catabolic process; regulation of DNA-templated transcription
Molecular function (GO): sequence-specific DNA binding; DNA-binding transcription factor activity; protein binding
Source: RefSeq, a predicted model, not a curated record
AUGAGUAGUACAGAUGAUCCUAUCAAUAAAUCACUUAGGGAAUCUCAUGAAUCAUCACAUUUGUUACAAUCACCUCGAGACAUUGACUUAACUUUGACAUCCGAGAUUAAACUUGAGGUACCGAAUGUUAUUUCCACAUUAAGUCACGAAGAUGAAAUUAAUCAACUAUUUGAUGAUGCAACUCAACCUGCUUCUGGGGACUUAAAAUCAACAGUUAAAACAGAGGAUAAACCACAAGAACAACUUCAUGAAGAUGAUCCUAAAGCAGUGCCGUUAAUUUCUCCAAUUGACGAAUCGAAAACAGCAAGUACUUCAAUAUCACCAAACCUUUUUCCAGCAGAUGGAAAACAAACACCGACAAACCAGAAGGAACUAAGGCGUAAAUCAACUUUUGUGCCAGUUACUUCAGACACUAAAAUUAUGGACGUUUCAGAAGAAGACAAUUCAAGAAUUUCUGCCUAUGCCAGAUUGGAUUUUGAUAACUUUACAUUUUUCGUACAAACUUUACAAGUUGUUUUAGGGAGAAAAUCUAAUGAUGAAUCUUUACAACAAAAUGUCGAUGUUCAUUUGUCUUCCAAAAAGGCGAUUUCUAGAAGACACGCCAAAAUCUUUUAUAAUUUUGGAUCCCAGAGAUUUGAAAUUACAAUUUUAGGAAGAAAUGGGGCAUUUGUUGAUAAUGUUUUUGUUGGAAAAGGAUUAACUGUUCCAUUGAAGGAUGGAACCAAAAUUCAAAUUGGUGAUAUUCCAUUUCAAUUUGUACUUCCACCAUCUAGCGAAUCAAACAAAGAAAGAGAAUUCGAAUCGUCAUCGAAACAAUUCAAUCCUUCUGACGCAAUCAAUUUAAAAUCAAAUCUUUACUCAGCAACCCCUACCCCUAAAGCAUCUCCAAAAAAGAAGUCAGUUGAUGAUUCGAAAUCAAAACUUGAAACUGAACCACCACUAGCGAAGGCUAAACCUACAUCUCGAAAGUCUUCUGCAUCUAAUCAAGCAACAGCAAAAUCAAUAUCACCAAAAUCAUCCACUACAACUACCAAAGCGGCAACUGAUUCCGCUAUAUCCGCAACUCCAGCACCAGCACCAGCACCAUCAACCCCAACCCCAACUACAACUACAACUCCAACCCCGACCAACACCACCACAUCGACAACUGCGGCGCGCAAAAAUUCCAUUCAAAGAAGAAACUCACUACUAAAAAUCAGACGAUUAUCCAACGCAAGAAGAAAAUCAUUAGCAGCUAAUGAUGAAAUCAAUGAAUUAUUGAAGGAUUUGGGAGUGACAUCAAUUGAUGCUAUCAAUGAAGAAAAUUCUGAUUUAUUAGAUGCUCAAAUUCAAAGUUUAUUAGAUGAAGAUAGUGAGAAUUUGGGUGGAUUAGAAGACAGCUUAAUGAAAUUAGCAGAAUUUAAUGAGUCUGCCAUUGACGAUGGUGACGACGAAGAAGAAGAUCCUAACAAGAGUACAGCCGCUGAUACUACUACCACCACUGCCACCAACAGUACGACCAAAAACAACAACAAUAACAACAGCAGUAACAAUAACAACGAUAAUCAUGAGUUUGAUCGUCUUGUCAAAGGAAUUGAACAUGAUGCACUUGAUGAUGAAAUUAAAGACAUUGAUGCAAGUUUGUCACUAUUAAACCAAGAAAUUGCGCAGUUGGAACCAUUGAUUGACGAACAUAAUCAAGGAUUAAUGAGAGAAAAGGAAGAAAAGAAGAAACAAUUGGAAGAGCAAAAAAGAAAAAAGCAAUUGCAACAGUUACAAAGGAAGAAUACAUUGGCAAAAUUACCUUUGCGCUCAGCCCCACUUAUGGGAAAACCAGCAUCUAUACAACCACCAGCAUCAUCAUCCAUCUAUAGUCGCAUCAAUGGAUUGGAUAAAAUUGGCAAAAUUAUUCCACCGAGACAACCACCCCCAAAAUUGGUUGCUCCUGUAUUAUUAAUAACUUCUGAACCUUCCGCAAUUCGUUCACGACCACCACUUCGUGCAAUAACUGUUAGUGAUGCUUCAUACCUUGCCACAUUCUCAUAUCCAAAGACUAUUGAAGAACCUUCCAAAUAUCCAAAACCUAAACUCAAGAAAGAACCUCAUAAGAAAUCAUCCAAGAAAGUUUACACUACUGAUGAAAUCCCAACCCAAUAUCGUUCCAAGCCAAAUAUCAAUUUCCAGACUAUGAUUACCAAUGUUUUAAAAACAGAGGCAGCAAGAAAUGGGUUAACAAUUAGUGAGAUAACAGAGGCUAUUAGGGAAGUUUAUCCUUACUAUAAAUAUUGUCCGGAUGGAUGGCAAUUUUCGGUCAAUCAUUGUAUUAAGUUUACAAAAAUCUACAAGAGGUUACUGAAAAGAGGCAAUGAAUGGUUAUAUGCCAUGGAUGAGUUGUAUAUCAAUGAACGUGAGAACAUUAGAAUCAAACAAAGAGAAUUAGCAAAAGCUAGAGCCAAAGCAGAAGCCAUGAGACAAGAAGAGAUUAGACAACGACAAAGGUUAGAGGCCCAGAAAUCGUUGUCUCAUAAUAUUGUUGGGAGAAACUUUGCACUGCCUUAUCCUAAUACAAGAGUUCCAUCUAAUCAAUAUGGUCAGUAUGUUGCAGGUAGUGCCACUGGUACUUCUAACCAAGGAUAUGGUACAGGAACAACUGCUGGAACUUCUGGAGGUCAAAAAACGAUUAAAGCUCAAUUGGCAGCGGUUAGAGGUAACACCAAUUCCUCUUCAUCAAAACAAACUCUGCCGGGAUUACCAUCAAUGGAUGAUCCUAGGACUCAGAAAUCAUUGGUUUAUUUGCGAAAAGAAUUAUUUACUUUAUAUAAAGCAAGAAAGUUGACUUACGAUUUACCUACUGCUACAUCACUUAUCACAAAAGCAGUGGCAACCACCAUUGCUCAAGUCAACAGUAUUGGUGCCAAAAGGGGAGCUGGGGACAAUGCAUUGGGAUAUUUGGUUGAACAAGCUCCACAACAAGUUAGUAAAAUUCUAGGAAUUGCAUUGAAUAAUGCAAUUAAAGAGCACGAGGGCCAUUCAUCAGGACCAUCGUCUCGUUCUGCGACCCCUGCUAGUAAAUCAACAACUUCAAUAAGCAAAGUAUCAACUCCUGCUCCUGCACCUGCUUCUGCACCUGUUGUUACACCAACAUCAACAACUGCACCUGUUCCAGCUAAGAUCACACAACCAGCAGCACCAAUUGUCACUCCUGCUGUGAAAAGUACUACACCUGCCAAGAUACCAACCACAACCGCAACACCACCAUCAAUAUCAGCAUCACCAGUGGUAGUUAAAACAGAACCAAAGUCACCUGCACCACAACCGCCAGCUAGUUCUACCACAACUAAAUCAUCUCCUACUGCUGCAGUUGUUGCUUCACCACCAGCACCACCAUCAACUAAAGAGACAAUUAAAUCACCGCCUACUACUGCAACAACAACAACAACAACCCCUACUGUUCCAGCACCAGCACCAGCACCAGCACCAGCACCAGUACAAAAACCAAAACCAACACCUCCAACAAACUUACCAAGGCCACUGUUUGGUAAACCACCAGGUUUGAAACCUGGUGCUUCUUUAGGUCGUCCACUGGCAUUUGGAAAACCACCAAGUGCAGCGGGUGGUGGAUUUUCUAGAGCUGCACCUACAUUUUUAUCAAAUAAACCAAGUUUCCAAAGUACUAAGAGAGAAUUGGAAUCAGAUGAUUCAGAAAAAGCGACUAAGAUUCAAAAGACAGAAUAA